AUGAGAUCAUUGAAAUAUUUCGCGGCGCUUUUGCCGCUGUGCUCUGUGGGCGCGUUUGCAGGCGAAUGGGAGGAGGGAGAUGUCAUUGUUGAGGUCACCACAACGAGAACUGUCACCGUCUGCCCUCUGACCGAGUUCUAUACCUGCGAGGCCGAUACUCUCCCGACGAAACUCCCCUGGGAGGAUUGGACGACAACCCCUGGUGACGCUGAGACCACCACCACCACCACAACUGGCAGUGAGGGAUCGAGCACUGUCACAUCCGGAUCUUGGGGAUCAUCUACUACGUCUGGAACUGGUUAUUGGUCCACCACUCAGGCUCCUACCGGCAGCACCACUUCUGCACCACACUACGGAAACAGCAGCACGACGAGCUACACAUCAAUUACGUCGUCGGCCAGCUUCAACACAACCUCCUCGACCGCCACUUUGACCACCACGACUUCGUCUGUCUGCAAGAAUGAAACAUCCAGGGCUACAGGGCUGCCUGAGCCCCGCUGCAACGGCCCUGACGACAGAAGCCGAUGGUGCAUUGGCAAGUCUGUCGAUGAUGACACCCACAAGACCUUCUACACUGGCCAGACCAAGAAAUACACUCUGACCAUCACUGAAGAACAACUCGACUAUGAUGGCACCCUCAAGCACUCUUUCGCGGUAAACGGCCAGUCUCCAGGUGAAGCCAUUGUGGCUAACUGGGGUGACAUGGUUGAAGUUACUGUUGUUAACGGCCUGACCACCAACGCCACCACCAUCCAUUGGCACGGUAUCCGACAGACUGGCACAAACGACCAGGAUGGUGUGCCUGGUGUCUCCGAGUGCGGUAUUGCUCCUGGCGCCGCUCGCGUCUACAAGUUUCAUGCUAGCACGUACGGCACUGGCUGGUACCACUCGCAUACGCUCUCGCAGUAUGGCGCUGGUUGCCGAGGCCCCAUCAUCAUUCACGGCCCUGCUACUGCAAACUACGACCUAGACAUGGGUUCCGUCAUGAUCGACGAGGCUUUCAACCAGACCAUCUUCGAAAUGGCUUACAACAUUGCCCGCGUCCGAGGAGCUCUCCCUCCAGCCACCAACUACCUGCUCAACGGCAAGAACAAGUCUCCCGAUGGAACCAAGGGUGAGAGUGCCCAAUGGACUGUGAAGAAGGGCAAGAAGCAUCUUUUCCGCAUCAUCAACAGUUCUGCUCAAUCUGCCUAUGCUGUGCACUUUGACAACCACAAGAUGAAGGUCAUUUCGGCGGACUUUACACCCGUCGUCCCAUACGAGACUGAUGUUCUAUACAUCCAAAGUGGUCAACGUUACAAUGUCAUUGUGGAGAUGAACCAGCCCGAAGGAGCUUACUUCCUACGUGCAGUCACCCAACAAGGGUGCGGCGUCCGAAGCUUAAACGACGGUUUGGGAACUUCCAACGGCGUCUUCACAUACGAAGGGUCGUGCGGCACACCCAAGUCUGACAACUUCACCAUCUCCACGGCGAGUGACUGUCUGGAUGAACCUCUCGCCAAGCUCAUCCCUCACGACUCCAAGAGCGCCGGAUCUGUCUCCCAAUUCCAGGACACCGUCAAGCUUCUCCCCGCUGGCAAUGCCGGAUCGCAGAACUUUGGCGAAUAUGGUCCCGUCAUCAGAUGGUUCAUGGGCGAAUUGAAGGAGCUUUCCGAGAACAGCGGCACGCCGGCGGCCAACAAGGCCAUCAACGUCACCUACAGCGAGCCCACGCUCAAGACGCUCGCGACGCUGCCCGGCCUAGGCUACAACAGCUCGUACUUUGGCAACACGGCGGUGCUCGACGGUCCGGCCAACUCGUGGGUGUACUUUGUCAUCCAGAACAACUUCCAGACGUCGCACCCGAUGCACUUGCACGGCCACGACUUCUCGGUGCUCGGCCAGGGCAAGGGCGUCUUCACCUCGGACAUGGUCGGGCAGCUCAACUUCCAGAACCCGAUCCGCCGGGACACGGUCCUGCUCUUCGGUGCCGGCAGCCCACAGGCGUUCGUGUCGGGAUGGACCGUCAUCGGCUUCGAGACCGACAACCCCGGCGCGUGGAUCAUGCACUGCCACAUCAUCUGGCACGCCGACGGCGGCAUGGGUCUCCAGUUCCUCGAGCGACCCGACGAGAUCGACGCCAAGGGCUACUACGACAGCGAGUUCAAGGACGAGUGCGCUUCGUACGCCACCUACGAGGCCUCGUCGGCGCCCAGACAUCCCUACGAGUCUGGUCUCAAGGCUCGACACUUGCACAACCACAAGGUGUCGCACAGGAACGUUGUCCGCAAGCACUAA
Molecule: messenger RNA, 2277 nt
Organism: Exophiala spinifera
Lineage: Eukaryota; Fungi; Ascomycota; Eurotiomycetes; Chaetothyriales; Herpotrichiellaceae
Exons: 4
Coding region: 1-2277 (758 amino acids)
Molecular function (GO): oxidoreductase activity; copper ion binding
Source: RefSeq, a predicted model, not a curated record